This is a messenger RNA of Papaver somniferum (opium poppy), 3231 nucleotides long. RefSeq names its product disease resistance RPP13-like protein 4. Bases 307 to 3036 code for a protein of 909 amino acids. The transcript has 2 exons. The record is from RefSeq and is a predicted model, not a curated record. Gene Ontology annotation, biological process: defense response to other organism. Gene Ontology annotation, molecular function: ADP binding. NCBI's taxonomy places the organism in Eukaryota, Viridiplantae, Streptophyta, Magnoliopsida, Ranunculales, Papaveraceae.
CUUUUCAUUAUUUAAUUUUCUAAUUUUCUUUUUUCAAUCUCAAAAAAUUUGAAAAUUCUUUUCAAAAUUUCUUUGAAACUCAAAAAAUAAAGACUUUCCAUUUAUUGUGUAAGUCCAUCAGUUCGCUCUAAUCAGACAAAAUUCAUCUUCAAUUUGUAGCUAAUUAAAUGUACGAUAGUGUGUUGUGCUAGGUGAGACAAGGCGCCAAGCCCUUAGCCUCGCCUGGUCUGGCGCCUAGACACAGCUAAGGCGCCCAAGUCGACCACAAAAAUCAAAUAAGAAAAGGAUCAAAGGAGGCAAGUGGUGAUGGCUGAACCGUUCAUUGGAUUCUUAAUAGAUAGGGUGUGCACUGUUGUUGGUAAAAAUGUUAUUUCUAGGUUUUUUGGAUUAGAGGAAGAGUUUGAAAAGAUGAAAUACAGUCUUCCUUCUCUCAAAUCACUAUUCAAUGAUCUAGAAAAAUCAAAAAAUCAAGGGAUCCGUAACAGUGAAGUUGUCAAGACGAAUGUGGUUACGCUCAGGGAGUUGCUAUACGAAGCAGAUGAUAUACUUUUAGACUGUCAAAUUUUUCAAGAGUCUGAUCAUUAUAUUUUUGCAAAAGUCAUUUAUCGUCAUGAAACAAAGAAAAGACUGCAGAACGUUAACGAAAAAAUCAGUAACGUGGAGAAAAACUUGAGAAGCCACUGCCUUCCCAUCAUGUAUCAGCAAACCAACUGGUUUGAAGGAAGCAGCAGUUGUGCCACCAACGGCAGGUGGACUACAUCUUUGCCCAACCGAUUUGGCACUGUAGGCCUGGCCGACGAUGUAGAAAAGAUAAAAGAUUGGAUCAUCUCGGAAAACAAUGAGUUACAACGAGUUGGGAUUGUGGGCAUGGGAGGUCUCGGGAAGACCACCCUUGCGCAGAAAAUUUUUAACGAUAAGUGUCAAAAAUUAAGGGAUCGGUUUAAGAAGAGGAUCUGGGUGUCUGUCUCUCAGCUUGUUGAUGUGGUUCAGAUCAUGAGGACCAUCUUGGACGGGUUAAAUGUCAAAAGUCAUAGUGCCGACUCUAUUCCGGCGACAUUACUGAAGAAAAUUAAAGUGGCUCUCACAGAGAAAAGGUAUCUUAUCAUCAUGGACGACGUAUGGAGCCUUGAAGAUGGAUGGUGGAGCCAGAUCCUUGAUGGAUUAACACAAGAUGGGAGAUCCAGCAGCUGCAUCAUAAUCACCACAAGAAAUGAAGAAGUUGCGAGAAGCAUGGGAGUCGGAGAAUUAAGAAUACACAGACCAAAGCUCCUUGGUGAUGAAGAUAGUUGGUCCCUGUUAUGCAAAGUUGUAUUCUCUUCAACGAAUGGAAUCUGUCGGAAUCCCGAGUUGGAAGAAGUGGGGAAAAACAUUGCGAAGAAAUGUGGUGGCCUCCCUCUAGCAAUCAAGGCAAUUGCAGGGCUGUUGUCAAUAAGAUCACGGCCCCUUUCUGACUGGCAGAAGAUUAAUGCAGAUUUUCGCGCUAAAUUGGCAGAGAGCACUGCUCCUAGUGAUGGUAAGUCGGUAAUUGCUUCUCUGCAACUUAGUUAUGACGAUUUACCCAGUCACCUGAAACAGUGUAUACUAUGUUGCUCUAUUUAUCCUGAAGAUUUUGCAAUCCGAAUCAAACAGUUGGUGUACUGGUGGGCUGGAGAAGGUUUUAUACUCCCAGGAAGUAACAGAAAAACGACAAUUCAGUUAGCAUAUGACUACUUAUAUGAAUUAUUCAGUAGAUGCCUUAUUGAACCUAUGGAAGCUAGGUCAGAUGUCUGGAAAUACAGAUUGCAGGAAUGCAAGUUGCAUGAUAUGGUGCGAGAUUUGAUCAUAAGAGUCGCAAAGCAAGAGGCAUUUAGUAGCUUUGAUGAUGGCACUGGACAAAUAUUUGAUAAUGAUACUCGUCAUUUCGGCAUUACUGGAAAUUCAGUCAGUUUUCAGCUUACAAAAAUUCCCAAACCCAAGAUUCCCAAAUUUAAGAAUCGGCCUACAGAAAUUCUCAAUUCCAAGAUUCGGGCCAUGUUAAUAACAAGAAAGGUAACUUCAGGUUUCUACCGAAAAACUUAUAUCAAAUGGAAAGAGAAUACUAGUUUCCCAAAGGUCGAUACUCUGAGGGUGUUAGACCUCACUGGAUGCGAAGUUACACAAGGAAAGGAGUUUCUGAGAUGGGUCAAAUCUCAGAAGCGCCUCACGUAUCUCAACCUUGACUGCGCGAAUCUGCAUGGAAUACAGACACAGUUUGUCAAGGACCUGCGAAAUCUCCAAUAUUUGAUCAUAGAUUCUGCGUACGUUAUCUCUGUAUCUUCUUUGCUAAAGCUGAGAGUCCUGAAACUUCGUAGUGGUCGUCAUAGUGUUGGUGCAAAAUACCCGGAGGGACUGGCGAAUCUCAUAAACCUAGAAGAGUUAUCAGGAAUCUAUCUAGGAAGUCGAGGCAAUAAAGGUAGUGAUUGUAAACUAGGAGAACUUAUCAGCUUGCCCAAACUCAGAGUGCUCAAGGUUGCUAUUGAUCGUGAUCCCGAUGUUGAUGUGUUCGGAUGUGAAAUGAGUGUACUCUCACAAUUAGGUAAUCUCCAGGUUUUAGAUAUUGAUGUUUUAGAUUGUAGAAAGGAGCAGUUUCUGAAGCAACUGGACCAGCUUGCACCACCUCGAUAUCUUCAGGAGUUAUAUAUUCGCCAAAUGGGGUUGGUAAAAACUAUACCAGGAUUUAUCAAACCCGAACUUCUCCCGGAAUUGCGGUACCUCUAUAUUAACGAAGGUGUAUGUGUUACACACAUGGAUCCUUGCUUCUGGGGAAAAGUCGAUAAAAGGUGGAACCUAGAGGCCUUGACCUUGAUUAGGUUGCUGGAACUGCAAUUGGAUUGGGAAACCGUGAAACAAAAGAUGCCUUUAAUUAGUUAUAUAGAGGUCAGGGGUGUGCCGGGGUUUAAAAAAUUCCCUGGUAUUAAAAAUCAUAGAGCCGGGUUCCGCACUUGGAGGAAGAUAGAAGAGGAAGAUUCAGUAACCAGAGAAAUUGCCGAUCCUAACAAGAGAAGAAGAACAACCUAGUUAGUUCCAUAAAGAGAUUAUAUAUAUUCUAGUUGUUGUGUCCUAGUGUCUAGCGUGUUAGAGACUCUUGAAGAGGUUUUUUCACUCCAAGGAGUUUUUCCUCGAUCAAGUUAUCUUUGUUUUAGGGUAUUAGGUUAAAUUUGAUUCUAAGUAUUUUAAUUUAAUGAUAAAAUUCUUUAAUAGUUUCGGUUUUAA